Messenger RNA from Myotis myotis, 6443 nucleotides. RefSeq names its product RNA binding motif protein 47 (gene RBM47). NCBI's taxonomy places the organism in Eukaryota, Metazoa, Chordata, Mammalia, Chiroptera, Vespertilionidae. The transcript is spliced from 7 exons. The record is from RefSeq and is a predicted model, not a curated record. Gene Ontology annotation, cellular component: nucleus. Gene Ontology annotation, molecular function: mRNA binding. The coding region runs from base 2338 to 4116 and encodes 592 amino acids.
CGAGUGGCCUUCUCUUGGGGAUCCCUGUCAGGCUGCACCCAUUGCCCUGCUGUGUUCACCUCUCAGCACCUACUGCUGUCUGAGAGUAUCUUGUUUCCUCGUGUAUGGAUGGUCCGUCUUUCCCUUGAGUGUGUGAGGCCUUGGUGCCCGCCUACCCCCCAGCACCUAGCACAGUGCUGACACAUCAUUGCAGGCACUCAGUAGGCACUUGUUCUAAAAGCUUGAUUCUUGGGGAAACACCCCUAAGUUAAGGUGUUCUUCUCCCCAGUCACUUCAGCUAAGUUGCUGUGAAACUAAUGCUAGUUUCUGGAGUGAUUGUAUCUUUUGUGGGAGGAAGGGGAGGCAGCUCUAUCAGUCAGAUUCCCGAGAGGAAACAGAUGGACACUCAACGGGAUAAUUGAGGAGCGAUUAUUAAAGGGGUUAUCAAGGUUUAGGGAAACCAAGAAGGGAGUGUGAAGUACUGCCAAAAACAGAGAGAAAAUAGUUGCAUGGAGCAGGCCCGCAGCCACCCUGCUGUCACCCGGAAGCCAGGGAACCCAUUGAAUGAAUGCCCUGACCUUCUCUGCUCCCAGUCUCUCAUCUUCUGCCUGUGCCCCCAUUGGCUUAGCCCAGUGGGGUGCCAGAGGGCAAGGGAGACAACUCCACAUGAUCAGCCUCCAGCAGAGUGAAAGGGUGCAGAGUACAAGGAGAGUAAAUCAUAUAAUGUGUCACGCCAAUUAUUUUGUUCCUUAAUCAAACACUGUUUUGUAUUGUUACUUAUUUUAUAUGUUACUUAUUUUAUAUGAUGCCAAUAAGGGAAAGGUAUUUGAGGACAGGGAAAUGCUUACAGCUCCUUUAACACCCUGGGAUGAUGUGAUGGGGGUUAUUCCUCAAUAUGUGUGAAUUUUGAGUCUUAAUUGAAUAAUAUGUGAAAACUUGUGAAAUGAAUAUGUUCUGAAACCAGAAUAUUUUGAGUAAAUCUUAGGAAUGACAAGCCACAAUUUAACCCUCCAUGAUAGCUUGCUCAUAGUACCCCAGUGCCUGGGACGCAGGAAUGACAGAUGGUCCGUUUUGUGUGUCAGUGUGCUUGUUCAAGUGCAUCAUUUAUGACCACAAUCAUGGAACUCCAUUUGCUUCCCAGGCCUGACAAAAUUCUCAGUAGGGAAGUGGAUGAUUGAUGAACCUUCUAGGGCACUUUCUCUGUCUCAGCUCACUCUAUUCUGAGGCUGAUUAUAUUCCUAAAGGGUUAGUGAUUCAGCAUUGUCCUAUCAAGUAAUGUAUUUUAGGAACAAAAAAAUAAGUGAUUUAAUUUGAUGUUAAAAGGCAAAGCUAAGUUCUAACAUAAUCUGUUCUUUAUCAUUUGUUGAGAGCUCAUGAUGUAGACCUUGAAUUUUAAAAUGUAAUAGGAAAUAAUAGCUACCUCGUUUGAGCUCCUAUUCUGGACUCUACUGACGUGCAAUCCAGUAGUCUCAUAUAGUUGGUAUUGGUGCAGUUUUAUUUUUGAAAUAAACUUAAGUCAUCAUCAGGAAAGCUAGAUUCAGGUUUCAAGCUUGGCAUCUGUCUGAAGCCAAGGGCCAGGUUCUUGCUGCGUGCACAGAUGCCCUCAGGCGAGGACUGCCAGGACCCUCAUCGGAAGCCUGCAGUGGGGUAAGGGUGGGACUGUGGAGCUGGUCAGCGAGGAGGACAGGGCUGAGGUGGUCACGAAUCGCUCUCUUGCUUGCCUAUGCUGUAGGAGAUCAGCGGCCACGGGAAAGGAGGAGCGGUGGUGUGGAAAGGGCCAUGAGGAGGGCCACUGACACCAGUUGGUGGACUCAUUGGGGAGCACUGGCAACCGUAAUUUCAAGCCCCUCUCCUUCCAACUUGUAGAUCAACUGUCACUGUGCUUAUGGUCAUAGGGCCUCUACCAUGUGUCUGAGUUCCUCAUUUUGUACCCAAAGGUUAUCUUGUAGUGUUAGGAAUUCUUGGAGCCCUGAAACCAGAAAGAGGAUUUAGAGUUUCGGUUCCAAAUGAGGAACCUAAACUCAUUUGUCGAGCAGUUUGACUCUUUCCCAACUGAGAGAAGGUAUUGGAGACUUGGAGGAGGAAAAUGCGAAAGAGAAAAGGAUUCAAGCAGACAGUUCACGUAACAGAGGCCUUGGAAGGACACUUUGCAUCAGGACACCCCGCAGAGAUCAGCCAUUCCUAGGCUCACCAAGAGGUUUGGAUUUGCUUCAAAGGGCACUCCAAAAAUUGAACUGAGAAAUCCCAAGUAAGCUGCCUGAAUUUCCCUGUACAUUCUUGGUCUACAUCCUGUAAAGGACCAGACAAGUCAAAUUGGUGGUUUUUUGGUUUCCAGCAGCCGUGGAUGCCUCUGACAUUAUGACUGCAGAAGAUUCCACUGCAGCCAUGAGCAGCGACCCAGCCCCCGCAUCCGCGGUCAGGGUGCCCGAGGGCGUGGCCGGCGCGCCCAACGAGGCGGCGCUGCUGGCGCUGAUGGAGCGCACGGGCUACACGAUGGUGCAGGAGAACGGGCAGCGCAAGUACGGCGGCCCGCCGCCCGGCUGGGAGGGCGCGCACCCGCAGCGCGGCUGCGAGGUCUUCGUGGGCAAGAUCCCCCGCGACGUGUACGAGGACGAGCUGGUGCCGGUGUUCGAGACGGUGGGCCGCAUCUACGAGCUGCGCCUCAUGAUGGACUUCGAUGGCAAGAACCGCGGCUACGCCUUCGUCAUGUACUGCCACAAGGCCGACGCCAAGCGCGCCGUGCGCGAGCUCAACAACUACGAGAUCCGCCCGGGCCGCCUGCUCGGCGUGUGCUGCAGCGUGGACAACUGCCGCCUCUUCAUCGGCGGCAUCCCCAAGAUGAAGAAGCGCGAGGAGAUCCUGGAGGAGAUCUCCAAGGUCACCGAGGGCGUGCUGGACGUGAUCGUCUACGCCAGCGCCGCCGACAAGAUGAAGAACCGCGGCUUCGCCUUCGUGGAGUACGAGAGCCACCGCGCGGCGGCCAUGGCGCGCCGCAAGCUCAUGCCCGGCCGCAUCCAGCUCUGGGGCCACCAGAUCGCCGUGGACUGGGCCGAGCCCGAGAUCGACGUGGACGAGGACGUGAUGGAGACCGUGAAGAUCCUCUACGUGCGCAACCUCAUGAUCGAGACCACGGAGGACACCAUCAAGAAGGUCUUCGGCCAGUUCAACCCCGGCUGCGUGGAGCGUGUCAAGAAGAUCCGCGACUACGCCUUCGUGCACUUCGCCAGCCGCGAGGACGCCGUGCACGCCAUGAACCACCUCAAUGGCACCGAGCUGGAGGGCUCGUGCCUCGAGGUGACGCUGGCCAAGCCGGUAGACAAGGAGCAGUACUCCCGCUACCAGAAGGCGGCCAAGGGCGGCGGUGCGGCCGAGGCGGCAGCCGUGCAGCAGCAGCCCAGCUAUGUGUACUCGUGCGACCCCUACACGCUGGCCUACUAUGGCUACCCCUACAACGCGCUCAUCGGGCCCAACAGGGAAUACUUCGUGAAAGCAGGCAGCAUAAGAGGCCGGGGUCGAGGUGCAGCUGGCAACAGAAACCCAGGGCCCAGGGGUUCCUACCUCGGGGGAUAUUCUGCUGGCCGUGGUAUAUAUAGCCGAUAUCAUGAAGGGAAAGGAAAGCAGCAAGAAAAAGGAUUUGAACUUGUACCGAAUUUGGAAAUCUCUACUGUCAACCCAGUUGCCAUUAAACCUGGUGCAGUGGCCAUCCCUGCCAUUGGGGCCCAGUAUUCCAUGUUUCAGGCGGCUCCCGCUCCUAAAAUGCUUGAAGAUGGCAAAAUCCACGCAAUGGAGCACAUGAUCAGUCCCAUCGCCGUGCAGCCAGACCCAGCCAGCGCCGCCGCCGCUGCCGCUGCUGCCGCCGCCGUCAUUCCCGCGGUGUCAACGCCACCGCCUUUCCAGGGCCGUCCAAUAACUCCCGUAUACACGGUGGCUCCAAACAUUCAGAGAAUUCCCGCUGCCGGGAUCUAUGGGGCCAGUUACGUUCCCUUUGCUGCUCCGGCCACAGCCACGAUCGCCACACUACAGAAGAACGCGGCCGCGGCCGCCGCCGUCUACGGAGGCUACGCUGGCUAUAUACCUCAGGCCUUCCCUGCUGCUGCUAUUCAGGUUCCCAUUCAUGACGUCUACCAGACGUACUGAUUCUGGGGGUGAGAGCGGAGACGGAUCGCGAAACUACCACUGAAGGAACACUUUACUAUUUAUGAAGAAAGAGCAUGGUGGCUUAGCACACAGAUGAAACCUGAAAGUGAAGAAUGUAGUCAAGUACCAUACUGAAAUAUUUUAUAUACAUGAAGUUUUCACUAGUUUUUUAAGACUAUUUUCAACUUAGCAGCCUGUGUUCAUACAUUUCUAAGAGACUUGUAAUGGUUCGUGCCUUAAGACCAUCUCUUAAAAAUUUGUAUGCUGUAGUACGUUUGUAUAGAGGUUUUUGUUUUUGUAUUUUUAAGGAUAUAUUUUCAGUAUGAAGGUUAUUUUCUUAACUUCUGCACUCCAGAGAUUUCUAUUUUGUAGUACCUUCAAUAAUAUAUCAACUAUAUAUUAAAAGGCACACUUGAGCAGCUAGGGAACUAUUUUGAAAAAUAUAUUCAAUAUUUAAAGAUACAAACAAUAGUGCUUUAAAACUAUCACAUAAAACGUUAUUUUAAAAAUUAUACUGGAAAGUGCAAUUUUAAAAUGAGUAAAACCUCUAUUUUUGCUGGCAUUAAGGGUUGACGGGGUUACCAUGUGUUAUCUACGAUGGUUCUAUUUUUUUUUAAAGAAAUUAAACACCCGGUCUCUCCUUAAGCCAACAUUGGAAAGACUUGUCACACUUCUGGGUCUAAACACUGGAAUGCUCUCCCCUGCCACCAUUACCCUGGGGCCUGCUCAUUCUUUCUGGGUCUUUGCUCUUAAACUUAACAUUGCCUUCUACUCCCCUGCUCAUCCCUGCCUUCUACCCGCAUCCCACCUCCCUGUGUGGCAAGUCUAGAGCAGAUGAAUUACUCUGGUAGAGAAAACAUGGGUGGCUUUUGUACUUCUGGGUUUUUGUUGGGGAUUUUGGGUUUUGGUUGGGGACGUAUUUUCAAUAGCAGACUAUGUGUAAGCACAGAUUUUAGUAGUUUUCAUAAGACAUCUUUGCAUAGCUAUUUAAUUGCCCGAUAGAAAACUUCAGUUCCUUUUCUCACGCUUGUAUUUUAUUUGCUUUUGAAGUAUGAGUUUGUAGAGACGACGAAUGUUAUUGUAGCAAGGCCCCCCAGAGACUCCUGUUGCAGAAAGUGACACUUCUAGUUGCCUUACCGUGUUUCAUGCAAAAAUGUCUGUGGUCGCCAGUGACGUUAAAAAUAGUAUGUUUGUUAGACAGGGCUUCCCUCCGUGGCUGUGCCACGUGGCAGGUGAACUGCGUCGACCGUGCACGCCCAGGAGGAGGGGGAGACCGGCAGGAGUUAAGACAUAGUUUGUAAAUACCCUAAUGCUCCUUUUUAGGUUUUUUAUGUUGCAGAAGUUCAUGGUAUAGAGUUUAAUGCAAACGGAAACCAUUUUAUUUCAAUGUUAUUAAAAGCUUUGUUUUAUUAGGAAGUAAAUAUAUUGUUGCAGUGUUUUGUGCCUGUUUAAAGGCUUUUGUUUAGCAGAGUGAAUGUAAAAUACAGUAAAAUAUUAAGAUCGUCAUCUACUUUAUGAAAUACAUCAACGUGGAAUUUUUUUUAAAGGCUCUACCAAGGAAUUGAGUUGUGCAAUAAGUAGCAAGUAACACAGUUGUGUUUUUAUAUAAUACUAGAGACCCACCAAAUCUUUCCACUCACUGAAUUUUUGCUGGUGGCUGAAUUCUUAUUUAUGGAUUAAUAAUAGGAUCAUGCCUCAAACAAAUAUUUUAGUUUUGUUUUAAAUUUUAAAUUAAGAGAUUCCCAAAUUCUGCACCACUCUCCCCCCACCCCUGCCACCAAUUUAGAGUGGGAUGAAUUUUUUAUAUAUAAGCAAUAUUUAUUUAUUGUGUGAAGUUAUUGGGUGCUCAUAAAGGCCUUUAAACAUUCCUUCCCACCAUUCCUAAGUGACAUAAAGUGAUUGUGCAAUGUUCCUGAUGAUGUACCCAGCAAGCUGCACCCAAACUUGAGUCUGUUGGAAUGAGUAACCCAACGAAAUGCCGUUUGAACCAGAGCCGCCUCCUGUGGCUUUGUGAGAAGAAGCAGUCUCCUUCCAGUGUCUGAUGGCCACAGAGGUUCCCUGGAUGAGACUUGGACCCAGCGGUCUUACUGUAUUUUACAUGUGCCUGUACGUUGUUUGGGGGGGAAAGAAUAAUAAAAAGUAAAGGAAAAAAAUGAUAUCUUAACAUGGCAAAUGCCAAACUACCUUAAAAACAAAUGUUGGUGACAGCCAGUUAAGUAUCAGUGAGCCUUUUAUCUGUUUCUAUUUCAAACCCAUUUCACAUACACUACUGAGGUAAGUUUAUAACUUGAAAUGUGAACUUUUUUUUUUUUUUUUUUUAGGGUUAA